Molecule: messenger RNA, 4084 nt
Organism: Hypomesus transpacificus
Lineage: Eukaryota; Metazoa; Chordata; Actinopteri; Osmeriformes; Osmeridae
Gene: lbr
Product: lamin B receptor
Exons: 13
Coding region: 340-2166 (608 amino acids)
Biological process (GO): sterol biosynthetic process
Cellular component (GO): nuclear inner membrane
Molecular function (GO): oxidoreductase activity, acting on the CH-CH group of donors, NAD or NADP as acceptor
Source: RefSeq, a predicted model, not a curated record
UGCCGCUGUCAUUUGAAGCAAGGUAUUAUUAAAGGAGCAGAUUCUUUACUUGCUAUGUAGUAGCAAUGAUAAGUUAUUCACGGUUUCUAAUUUCAUCCUGUUUUCUAGAUACAGUCAAGUUUUCAAGCCUGCUUAGAAUCCCGCUCCUUUAUUUCACUUUUGAUUGUUCCAAGUCUGCCAGCGGGCGGAGUACAGUACCGUUAUAUUAUGUGCGCUCACCAACUACCUUUUCUGCUUUCGCUAAAUCGACUGGAAAUUUGAGGUGGCUUGACAACAUUCAAGAGAUUUAACUGAAGUCAUAUUUUUUUGUUUGUGUGGUUUUAUAGCAGGUAGAUAAGGAUGCCAAGUGCAAGGUUCCAGAGUGGGGAGAUGGUGAUGGGCCGAUGGCCUGGCAGCAACCUGUACUACGAGGUGAAGGUUCUGGGCUACGAGGCCCGGAGCCAGCUCUACACGGUGGUGUACAAGGACGGCACUGAGCUGGAGCUCAGGGAUGCUGACAUCAAGAGCGGAGCAGGGUUCCGGCCCUCCAGCCGGCGGUCCCGGUCUCGGUCUCGUUCCCCGUCACGGCGGCGCUCCCGGUCGCGCUCCCCGGCCCGGACCACCCGCCGCUCCUCCUCUCGUACCACUGCCGCCGUCGCUACAGAGACUCCCACCUCGCGCAGGGAGCCCAAACUGAAGGAGGUCCUGGAGGUCCGACUCAGCCCCUUGGCAAAGCCAGUUGAUAACAAUAGCAACAAUAAGCAUGAAAAGAAAGAGGAGAAUGACGCCGCUAACAAAGUGAAUGAGGUGGAGGGGGAGCCAGUGAAGAAGGUGGAGAGCCGCUACAACCUGCGGCGCAGGAAGGAUGACGGGGAUGCCAGGCCGGCAGGGCAGCAGCAGCAGCAGCAGCAGCAGGAGGACACCUCUGCCCCAGCCUCCACCCCCAGGACCACAGAGCUGGAGUUUGGAGGACGGAUAGGAGUGGUGUUCAUGCUGCUGCUGUUGCCAUGCAUGGUGCUGUGUCUGCUGGUGAAGGUGGGCCAGCAGGAUGCCAGUGUGCUGGCCCCCCUGUCCCUGCCCAGUCCCCAGGCCCUCUGGGACCCCCAAGCCCUCGCACUUGUCUGCCUCUGGAUCCUCCUGCAGGCCCUGCUGCACCUGCUCCCUGUCGGCAAGGUUGUAGAAGGCCUGGCUCUGAAGAGCGGCCAGUGCCUGCAGUACCGGAUCAACGGUUUCUCCUGCCUUGUCCUGACAGCGCUGGCCUUGGGUGCUGCACUGCACCAGGAAGUGGACCUCACCUACGUGCACAGCCACUUCCUGCAGCUGGCGGUAGCCAGCACGCUUGUGGCCACGCUGCUCAGCCUGUUCCUGUACGCACGCUCUCGCUGGGCCCCUGCCCACGCCCUGGCCCCCGGAGGCCACUCUGGUAACAUCAUCUACGACUUCUUCAUGGGUCAUGAGCUCAACCCCCGCAUCAGGAGCUUCGACCUCAAGUUCUUCUGUGAGCUGCGCCCUGGUCUGAUAGGCUGGGUGGUGAUCAACAUGUCCAUGGCCCUGGCUGAAAUGAGGCUUCAGGGUCUGGAGAGGCCGUCUGCUGCCAUGAUCCUGGUCAACGCCUUCCAACUGCUCUACGUGCUGGACGCCCUGUGGAACGAGGAGGCUAUCCUGACCACCAUGGACAUCGUGCAGGACGGGUUUGGCUUCAUGCUGGCGUUUGGAGACCUGGUGUGGGUUCCCUUUGUGUACAGCCUGCAGGCCUUCUACCUGGUCAGCCACCCCAGCCCUCUCACCCUACCCUGGCUGGCAGCCAUCCUCACUCUGAACGCUGUUGGAUACGUGAUCUUCAGGAAGGCCAACUCCCAGAAGAACGCCUUCAGGAGGAACCCGGACCACCCCAGCCUCGCCCACUUGAAGACCAUCCCCACGGCGACAGGGAAGAGCCUGCUGGUGUCUGGGUUGUGGGGUGUCGUCCGUCACCCCAACUACCUGGGUGACAUCAUCAUGGCCCUGGCCUGGUCUCUGCCCUGUGGAUUGGACCACCUGCUGCCCUACUUCUACGUGGUGUACUUCACCUGCCUGCUGGUGCACCGUGAGGCACGUGAUGAGGCUCUGUGUCGGAGGAAGUACGGUUCUGCCUGGGACGAGUACUGCAGCGCUGUGCACUACCGCAUCAUCCCCGGCCUCUACUGACCACACCCUCAUCCCUGGCCUCUACUGACCACACCCUCAUCCCUGGCCUCUACUGACCACACCCUCAUCCCCAGCCUCUACUGACCACACCCUCAUCCCUGGCCUCUACUGACCACACCCUCAUCCCCAGCCUCUACUGACCACACCCUCAUCCCUGGCCUCUACUGACCACACCCUCAUCCCCAGCCUCUACUGGCCAUGCCCCCUCAUCCCUGGCCUCUACUGACCACGCCCUCAUUGCCAGCUUCUACUGGCCACACCCCCUUAUCCCUGGCCUCUACUGACCAUGCCCUCAUUGCCAGCCUCUACUGGCCAUGCCCCCUCAUCCCUGGCCUCUACUGACCACAACCCUCCUCAUCCCCAGCCUCUACUGGCCACGCCCCUCCUCCUCAUCCCCAGCCUCUACUGGCCACGCCCCUCAUCCCCAACCUCUACUGGCCACGCCCCUCCUCCUCAUCCCCCAGCCUCUACUGGCCACGCCCCUCCUCCUCAUCCCCCAGCCUCUACUGGCCACGCCCCUCCUCCUCAUCCCCCAGCUUCUACUGGCCACGCCCAUCCUCAAAGGCUCCCAGGUUAGCUGUGGAAUAGCCUAAUACCUAAAAAAAACUAAACUGAACAAAAACUUUGAAUCAAUUUAGAAAUUUGAACUUGAGAUGUUUUCUGAUUUUUUUUUUAAGGAAGUGGAAUCUUGCUAGUUUGAUCCUCUCGUGUUUCCUCUGGAGGAACAUGGACUUCUGUCAUCAGCUGGCUUGUGUUCGGAUUCAUGCCUUUAUUUGAUAUGUUUCAAAUUUGAUAGGAAUGUUUUAAACUUGCCUCAAAAUAUGCUGGUAAAUUCUGGCUUGUAUGUAUUGUUUUGUACAUAUGCAUUUUCAUUUUUACACAUACUUACCCAUUGACAUUGGCUCAGGAUAAAUACCAUCUUAAACUCUCUUCACUCGCAUAUUCAGUAGUUUUACAGUAUCUGCUUGGUAAGUAUAUUUGCUUGUGUAUAUUGUGUAUGAUGCUCCUUUUACCUGUACAGUUGGACCACUACGAGGACUAACGAUCUCUCAGGACAGACAAGGAUUUAGAAGGUUUUAGAAGGUUUUAUGUCUUAAUAGUUUUGUUGUUUAUAUUUUUAUAGAGAGAUGUAGAUUUCACUGAGUGUGAAGAAACUGAAUUGUUGUUGUAAAUGCAUCCAAUGCAAGAUGGUGUUUGCAAGAUGUUUUACAUUUUUUAUUUAUAAUAUUAUUUCCACUUUUAUGAUUGAUCCAAGUGUUAUUAUCCUGUGUGUUUGCUACGUCAGGUUCAGAGUUGAAGUGUUCCCCAGAGAGGCUGCAGGGGGCAGUGUAGCGCUGAGCAACUGAGGGUCUGCUUCUGACCUGAGGCCAGAAGCAGACAGCUGGUAUCACCACAGCAGGCAGUCCUCUGCAGCAGGCCUCUCCUCGCUGCCACGCUGGGUAUCCUACAGAGUAGGACAGUGUCUGCCGUUAGCUUCAUCCAUCAACACCAGACAUCCUCUUCUGUUGUUCUUAAUGUGAACUCUUAUGAGUGACAGUUGUCGAUUUGUUUAAAAGAAGGUUCUAGUUUAGGCCCUCAUGCUGUGGUUGCUCUUCUCUCCAGUGUUCAUCCUACAUUCAUACCCAGUGUUCAUCCUACAUUCAUACCAUGUGUUCAUCCUACAUUUAUACCCAGUGUUUCAUCUGCCAGUAGCAGAGCAGAAUAGUGAAGAACUAAAGUAGCUAGCAUUUUAAUGAAAACAACAAAAUGCAAUGUAAAUAUUUUGGAUUUUAUUUUUAAAAAGAAUUAUGUGAUUUUAAGUAUAAAAGAGAUCACAGUCCUCAUAGAGAUAUUAGAUCUUGUUUCUCAGUAGAUAUUUAAAGUUGCUUCUCUGAUUUUCACAUUUGUUUAUCUUUUUAAUUAAAAUGGAUCUGCCUGA